AUGGCGGAUCCGAACAGCCAACUUCCAUCGGCGACUUCCCUGGCGACCGCGGCUCUUGCUCAACCGCAGGUCAUGCUCCCGACCGCCUACGAUUACCCGUACGGAAUCGAUCCGGUAACCCUUCAGGCAAGCGAUUACUAUAAUGGUCAGUGGUUGUUUAUGCACUUGUUCUCCCCUUCUCGAGAGCCAGUCUCUGCUUAUCCGUUCUCAAAUAUAAACAUUGCAGGAUACCAGUUCAAUGCCUAUCCGUCCGCAAUGCCAUCGACGGACAUUGAUUACUCGGCCGCCUUCCUCCCUCCGGCUUCUCAUCCGCCAGCCGACGCUCCUGCACCAGCAGCUCCCGCAACAACUGAAGCUGCUCCGGCUCCAGCGCCUCAGGCAGCGUCUUCCACUUCGACGACCACGUCUCCGACUGCUCCAGUCACUUCCAAAACUGAAGUUCUCGAGCUGAAGCCGUCCAUGCAACAGACUUCCCUUACUGACGCCUCCGGAAUCGUUGCUUCAUCAACCAACCCUGCCGGCCCUCUGGAUGCUAUGUCUUCGAUGUACGGAGCGUGGAACUCGUAUCCGACGUUGGCGUUCCCGCCAACUGAUGAUAAAGCCAGUGGAACCGUGAACCCGUACUUGACGAUCCCGCCCGCCUACGCCUUCGGAUCGGAUCCAAACAAUGCGGAUCUGUCGUCACACUUUUAUCCAGCACCAACAGUGCAACCGGUACGUGUUUUACUACAAGUUAAUCUCGAACAAGAAGAGUGCUUUGCGGGGACAACGACGACCGCGCACGCAUGCAUAAUCCGUGCUUUGAAGCGAGCCGCCCGUCUGAUCGGGCGUUCUUCUCGGGCGGCAUCUUCUUUAGGUCGCCGUGCGCGCGACCUCGAAAAGUCACUAAUGUAAACAUAAAAAAGGGACAUUAAAAGAUGGAUUAGUUACAUAAUUAAGCAAAGUUGGCCUCACUUGAGACGCUCCUUUCUUGGCUGGCUUGGCCCACACGGCGAUGCAAACACUAAACACUGACAGAGCGACGCGACUCUAUCUAAAUUAGCGCAAAUUUGGGCUGCAUUGGUUCGAAGAGCUCUUCGGAGCACUGUUGGACAAUGGAGAGGCCGAUGACCGUCCGCAUGAUUAAGUGGAGCGAGGGAGACGGGCGCAUUGCGGGUUACCAGUACAUUAAAGAGAUCGAUCGAAUCGAGUGCGCGCUCGCCUGCCUCCUCUCUUCGUUCGGUUAAAUAGGCUCUUUGUGUUUGAUGGGGCUGACACCCGGAGGAAUUGGGAAAGAGUCGACCCGAAAUGAUAUCGAAAUUCAACUUCAGAAUGGCCUCGGAGGAGAUCAGAACUUGGCGGACUACGGUCACUCGUUCCCGCCUGCCGGAAUGAGUCCUCACUUCGAUCCGAACGUCUACCCGGGCCUGCCUGGAAUGAACACAGGCUCCUCAAGCGGACGAUCCGACAAAUCACGUGCGACGAGUCGGCGCCGAGUGCAAGCUCCGUCGUCCGGAAUGCCAACGCGCCAUUCCUCCUCGUCGCGACUGUCCGAUAACGAAUCAGUGAGCAACGACGAGAAAGACACGGACCGACGAUCUCAGAAUAAUGCGAGAGAACGGUAGGUAGAUAUAGCAAAUAUUGGAACAGUAAUUAACAAUAAACGGGUGUAAUUACGUGUCGAUUUAACCUGACGAAUCUUCGCAAUAAUCCUUCAAUUCCAGGGUGCGUGUUCGAGACAUCAACUCUGCAUUCAAGGAGCUCGGAAGAAUGUGCACUCAGCACAAUGCGAGCACGGAACGAAAUCAGACCAAACUGGGAAUACUGCACAAUGCGGUAACUGUGAUCACUCAGUUAGAGGAGCAAGUGAGCACAUCCGUUGGCUUCCCUCGUAACUCUUUGGUUUGCAGGUCCGUCAAAGGAACAUGAACCCGAAGGCGAUGGUUGGAAUGAAGAGGAAGCCGGAAGAUGACAAGAUGAAACUGCUCGAUGACAACGGAUCGCAGUACAAUCAUCAACGGUUUUAG
Molecule: messenger RNA, 2006 nt
Organism: Caenorhabditis sp. 36 PRJEB53466
Lineage: Eukaryota; Metazoa; Nematoda; Chromadorea; Rhabditida; Rhabditidae
Source: the annotation of a GenBank genome assembly